AUGAAUCACAGAAUUUACGAGCCACGUUGGCUAGUCAAUAUUAUCUUUACUUCUUCCAUCACGACGAGCCACAAGGGCAAGGAGCCAACCUUCUAUAUUGACCCCCUAAGAAAUGAAGAAAAAAGACAAAAGAAAAGGAAAGGGGAAGGGGAAGGGAAAAGGAAAAGGAAAAGGAAAAGGAAAAGGAAAAGGAAAAGGAAAAGGAAAAGGAAAAGGAAAAGGAAAAGGAAAAGGAAAAGGAAAAGGAAAAGGAAAAGGAAAAGGAAAAGGAAAAGGAAAAGGAAACGGAAAAGAAGAAAGAACAAAAGAAAGAAUAACCACUCGGGCCUGCGUUUCAGAUUGAAGAAGUCUCAACGAGUGGCCUAUCUGCUUGUCUACGCUCCAGUCACCUUGCCGGUGUGCUUAAUCGAUCAUUGCUACUUGGAAGUUAGAGCGACCUGCUUGGCAGCUGCUCAAUUCUUUUUUCGGCCAGCCUGGUGGAUGCUUCUUUCUCCUCGCUUUAUCAUCCUGGAUUCAGGCCCACGAUAUAUAGAACUACAAACAGCCAAUGCGCAGAUGACACUUGUGCGGCUUCAUCGUCUGAAGAUCCAUCGGUACACGCGAUCAAAAGUUACCAAACGGCCUUUCACAUAUUACUUGCGUUCUGUGACUUGGACGGACGCGUUAUAA
Molecule: messenger RNA, 669 nt
Organism: Aspergillus niger
Lineage: Eukaryota; Fungi; Ascomycota; Eurotiomycetes; Eurotiales; Aspergillaceae
Exons: 2
Coding region: 1-669 (222 amino acids)
Source: RefSeq, a predicted model, not a curated record